Raphanus sativus (radish) is the source of this 1771-nucleotide messenger RNA. Its product is annotated as vacuole membrane protein KMS1-like. Bases 216 to 1466 code for a protein of 416 amino acids. NCBI's taxonomy places the organism in Eukaryota, Viridiplantae, Streptophyta, Magnoliopsida, Brassicales, Brassicaceae. The record is from RefSeq and is a predicted model, not a curated record. The transcript has 8 exons.
AAUAAAUAAAAACCAUUCCUAGAAAACCUUUAAAAGUCGUUUAAUUUUAUUUUGUUUCCAAGCAAAAUCUGUUUCUGCCCAUCACGAAUUCGACAGAACGCAUGUUCCAAUCCAAAAUCCUUAAAAAAACAUCCGAAUCUAUGUUAAAAAUCGCAUCUUUAUCCUGUUGAGAUAUAGUUAGUAUCAGUAGUUGGUGGUGACGCAUACACACAGUGAUGGGAUCCGCCGCUGUAGCGAGUUCUUCUUCUUCUUCUUCUGAUGUUGCAAUCUCAGCUCUGCGUGAGAAGCAUGAGAAGGAAGUAGAGAAUCUAACACUCACCUCACAACCUUUCUAUACAUUAAAGUUAUUCGUUGAGGCUACUUUUCUUUACAUCAAGCGCUCUAUAUCAUAUCUACUCUCUCAUGGAGGCUGGUUCUUGCUUGUAACCACUUUGUUGCUCGCAUUUGGAGUUUUGCUUGCGACCGUUGAUGGACCUCAUGGAAAGCAUGUUGAAGAGCUAUUAGAGUAUGUUCGGUACAGCUUGUGGUGGAUAGCACUUGGUGUUGCAUCUUCUAUUGGUCUUGGAUCUGGUCUACACACUUUUGUUCUCUAUUUGGGUCCACACAUUGCUUUGUUCACUCUAAAAGCAACUCAAUGUGGGCGGGUCGAUCUCAAAUCUGCACCUUACGAUACCAUUCAGUUGAAACGGGUUCCCUCGUGGCUAGACAAAUCUUGCUCAGAGUUUGGUCCUCCGUUAAUGAUCUCAGCUGCUGGAUCUCGUGUUCCCCUUACAAGCAUACUGCCGCAAGUCCAACUAGAGGCCAUCUUAUGGGGUAUUGGGACGGCUCUUGGAGAGCUUCCUCCAUAUUUCAUCUCAAGGGCAGCUAGUAUCUCUGGGGGCACGGUGGAAGAGUUAGAUGCUUCACCAUCUGAGGAUAGUGGAUUUAUGGCUAAGUUCCUGAACCGGAUUAAGCGUUGGCUGUUAACGCAUUCGCAGCAUUUGAAUUUCUUCACCGUCUUUGUUCUUGCUUCGGUCCCAAAUCCUCUGUUUGACCUAGCUGGGAUAAUGUGUGGACAAUUUGGAAUACCGUUUUGGGAGUUUUUUCUGGCUACUUUGAUCGGAAAAGCGAUCAUCAAAACUCACAUACAGACGAUAUUUAUCAUCUGUGUCUGUAACAACCAACUGCUCGAUUGGAUGGAGAACGAGCUGAUCUGGAUACUUAGCCAUGUCCCCGGUUUGGCUGCUGUGUUGCCUGGACUCACAGCCAAACUCCAUGCCAUGAAAGAAAAGUAUAUUGAUGCACCACCUCCUGUUCCAUCUCAUAUCAAGGUGAAAAGAUGGGAUUUUUCAUUUGCAUCAAUCUGGAAUGGGAUAGUGUGGCUGAUGCUUCUCAACUUCUUCGUCAAGAUUGUGACAGCGACUGCACAGAGACACUUGAAGAAGAAGCAAGAGAAAGAAGUAGCUGCUUUGACUCAUUUAGAUUGAUCUUUCUUCCUUAUAUGCUCUCCAACAUCAAAACUGAAGAAGGACCAAAGCUAAUCAAGAAAAUGGCAGUUUCGCAUCGUUGACACAUUGUUCUGGUGGGAUUUGUACUUUAUAGAACAUAAAAUGGUUAGGAGGAAUUGGGAUUAUGAGAUUGCAGGAGGCUUAUUUUGACCCUGUGAUUCCAUUGAGAAUGAUUUGUUUGAAUAAUUCAGAGAAUGGAAGAAAAAAAAAAAGCUCUAGUUACUAAUUUGCUACUCUACUUAUUUAAAUCGGAGCUAUUAUGCCCCAAUCCAUGACUACUUUCG